UCCGAACUGGACCUGUUUGCGCCCCGUUCCUGUUGUUAGCAUUUCUGCGCAUUUCUCAACACACUGACACUGACAUUGACGGUCGGUGGUUGACCAAGAUUCGAUCCAGUGGAGAUUUUUUGUUUCGUGAUUAUCGUUUGGCGCGGAAUUAACCGAAGCGAUGUGCGGCGGCGAAUGAGGCUGUCUUGUGGUAAUUUUUCUUUCCGCUGCUCCAGAGAUUCGCGUGAUAUCGCGGUUGGCCGCGUGGAUGCACCGAUAGAAGAUCACCAUCUUCGGUAGUGAUAGCGAAAAAGUGUUCCACGGGAUGCUGUUAGACGGUGACGGUGCUUUGCAACGGUUGUACGUUUUGCGAAUGAAAAUUUGAUUUUCGGGAUCAAUUAGUGUUGUCAGGUUUGAGAGGGAAGAAAGAUAAUUCGCUGUAGUGGCUUCGUGUUCGCAAAGCGUGAGUUGUACUUUGCUGCCCUUUUGCGAUAGCCGGGAGGCAUCAAUCAGUUGGUUGACCCAAAUUUGUCCAUCGAAGCGUGCGACCUACAGUGUCAAGAAGUGAAGGAGGUGAUUGAUGAUCUGCGUAUGCAGGGAAAAGGAAUAAUUCGUGGUCACGAAGGAGGUGAAGAUCGACAUUGAAAGUGAUUUUUUUUUAAAUUGGGAGUGAUUAAGUUCGAGAGUAUGAGCAUCCACAGUAUUCUGUUCAAGAUGGAUAACAUCAAGCGCUUGAUGGGGUUUGGAGACGGUCGUAGAUGGUUUUUCGCUGGAGGAGGAUCACCCAUAUUAUUGUUGUAUGGUGUUUUGAUGAUCAUGGCGCUAACUUCUGCUGAAGGAUAUAGCGUCCAGAAAAGAGAAACCAGCAGUUGCUAUUAUAAUGGAACCCACUUCAUGGAGGGUUCGAUAGUUCCAACAAAAGAACCGUGUCUGAUGUGCAAGUGCCAAAGCAAAACGCUGAUAUGCGCGCUCAAGGUUUGCCCGGAACAACCCAUCCCACCACCGCGCGGGUGUAUACUAGUCCAUAGAAGUGGCGCCUGUUGCCCUUAUCUGCAGUGCUCGAAGCUUCACUUGUCCACCAAAAACAGUGGCGACCGAAAGAAAAUCCACUUUCUGGACUACUACGAGAAAGAAGCCGAAGAACGCCUUUCGAAUCCAAAUUCCUAUCUACGACGGUCGGAUGAUGAUGACAUUGAGGAAAACGGAGCAUGCAUCGUCAACGGUACAGUUUAUAAAUCCGGCUCAGCCAUGAGUUCAUCUUCUCUAUGCUCGUACUGCUAUUGCAUCAAUGGACAUCAGAAGUGUGUUAAGCCCAGAUGUGCCCUCCCCAACCCUCGAUGUGCGCCCAUAUUUGUCGAUUCAGCUUGCUGCCCAAUCCGAUACGAUUGUACAGGCAAGACGCCUGUUAAGGACGUUGUAUCCACCGAAUCGCCGAAUCAAAUCCGCAGAAUUAACAACCGCCACUAUCUGCGAACGGUUGAACGCAAAGGAGACAAAAACAUUGGAUGCACGGUUGAUGGCAGAUCUUACCCUGAGGGAGAACGCAUCAGCAGCCAGGAUCCUUGUCAAAUGUGUUAUUGUAUUCGUGGGGUGCCGAAAUGUACUCCUAAGAAGUGUGCUCCGGCCAUAAAGGGUUGUACGCCACGCGUACCUCGAGGGGAAUGUUGUGCAGUGCGGUAUGAUUGUAGUAAGUUUUUGGCAGGAUCUCCAGUAUUUUUCAGUUCAGUUGAUAGCUCUACUCUCGUUUUAGAAAUAGUUGACCAUAAGCGACACAGUUCCCGUAAGAUUGAAGAGGAAGAAGAAUCGUUUGAUUUCUUUUCCAUAUUGUUUGGCCCCGAUCCGGAUGAACCGAAACCAGAAGCGAAAAACGCAACCGAGUUGGUAGUGACUGAAGCCCCACCCGUCAGUUCAACAUCUGAGAAAAGUUUUUUUGAUUUCUUAAAAGCUGGUUUAGAGUUCAUUGAUAGUAAUUCCGAUGAUUUGCUAGAAGGACCACUGAACUCAAGCUCUACAGAGAUGAUUCCAGUUACGGAGAGUGCAACUGAAGUUAAUACAGUGCGAGUGGAAAUUGUUAGAGAGCCUCAGACUGUCUACAUAUCGAAGCCGGACUUCAAUUUUCCAGUGCGAACAAGAAUUAGUUCAACGCGAGGUUCAACACCAAGCACUACAACAUCAACAGCGAAAACCAGUUCGACACCUACAACGACGACAGCAGCAACGUCUACUACCUCUAUGACAACGAAAGCAGAAAAAACUACACCAAUUAUAACGACAACCGUUUCUAGCACGAGUCAAACAACAACCGUUUCUAGCACAAGUCCAACAACAACCGUUUCUAGCACAAGUCCAACGACAACACUUGUUCCAUCUACAACUUCAGUUUUAACAACCCCUCCAGCUACAGUCAUGCCUACGGUCGAAACAAUCACAUUAUUAGGCCAGCAUAAAAGUAACUUAACGAUACCUAUAGCUAUUGACCUAACCAAAGCCGCACCCGAGUUCCAAGAUUUGGAGUCCGAUUCUUUAUUGAAGGAAAAUAUCACCGAUGUGUCUAAUUCACUUGUCGAUCUUGAAUCAUCUGAAGAGUAUUCUGACUUCGAGAGCGAAGAGACAUCAACAAUUAAAAACUUGGAUGUAGAAACAAUUUCCUCCACAACUGAAACCACCGAUGGAUCAUCAUCGGAAGUACCUUUAGUGACAGAAAGCACAACAACGACUUCUGCUCCCAUCGAUGUGGUUAUCAAAAUAGACGAUGCAGUUAGCAGCUCGGCCGUUGAAUCCAUCAUUAAUUCAUUGAAUGCUAAAAUUGAAAUAGUUGAACCGAUUCCGGUGACUACAACAAUUGCCACCAAGCGUCCUAACAAUAAGUUUGUUGGUUUUGAGGUGGAGAAGACUCCUAGUACAACAGUUCCUACAACAAUAGUUUCAUCAACGCUACCAUCGUCUACCGAAGAAGCCACAACGGAAAUCAAUGAUAUCACGACAGAAGGUGCCUCUCAAGAGGCGACAACUACAGAAGUAGCAGAAGGUGGAUAUGAAACAACGGAAGGCUCAACAGUGGAUUACAGAAGCGAUGAAAUGUUGGUUGAAGACAUGUUUACCACGGAGUUGUUCACUGAUCGAACUACAACCGAACCAAGUGAAGAAUAUACAACGGAAACUACGAUUGACUCGUUUGAAGUAACAUCCACCAUAGGGACCACUACGUUUGUCGACGAGGAUAAAAUGGAAUUCAAGAGUGAAAGCGAAACUGAGAUACCGGUUACAGAGCAGAGUCCUCUCACAACGACAAAAGCGCCGGUGGCUACGACAACGCAAAAAAUCAAGACAACUUCACAAAAAAACACAACCAAACCUCUUGUCACGAAAGAGAACAAUCUAUUAUCCGUUUUGCUGACGGAACUAUCUAAUAUUUUCGAUUCAACGCGAAACGAUUCUGGAAAGCAGAAUGCUAAAAACAAGACUGAAUUUCGACCGGUGACUCCGAAACCCAUUCCGAUUGGAGAGUUUCAUCGCCCCAGCAGUAUACCAUCGAUUCUCGAGUCUGACAUAGAUCUAGAUUACAGCGAGCCGACGCUACCACCCAGCUUACCGAACUUGAAAAUUAUUCCAUUCCUCCCUGCUGACGCAGUUAAGAAAAAUGAAGCUCCAAUUCCGCUGGCUGCUCCAUACGAUUUCUACAAACCUAAACCAACCAACUACCCGAUCAUCACCGAAAAUUAUGAGUCGUACAGUGUAUUGAAAGAUCAUGAAAUUCAUCCAGGAAGACCGUUUAAGCCUCCCAAAUACGACUACAGCUACGACCAAUCGUUGGCUUAUCCGGCUUUAACCGAAAGGUACGAUUUGGAUGGCAAGAGCAAUCACUACAACACGAAGAUCAUCCGGGACAAGUAUGACUCGAUUGCCGACGGUGAAUACGAGUACGAUACUGAUGCGCUAGCGAAGUACGACAUUCCAGCGAAGAAGGAACUGUUCAAGAAUGAGCUGAAAAAGUUCAUCCCAACCAAGUAUGAGGUGCCACAGGAGGGAACGUACGUCCCGGUGUACGACAAGUACGGUGUGGGAUAUCCCGAGAAAAAUGUAUACUAUUCGAAUCACAAAGAAACGUACGAACCGGUGGUCUACAAACCAAAGCUGGAGAUCAAUACGGGGAUACCGUUGCUCCGGCUAGAGGAGAAAACGGUUUCGGGCAGCAGUAGUGGGUUUUCACCACCGACGAAAACUGAAGGUGGAUUUCUCCCAAAGGACCAUAUCAAGGACGACUUCUACUACGAACCGUAUGUGACCACUGCUUUCCCGAUGGAUAAAACGACGGAGGACUUCGUAGUGAAGAAAACUCUUAACACCACUGCCAUGACGUUUGGAGCAACCCUAGCGAACCCCUUCAUCAAUGCCAUCCAUCCGGAACCUGCCCCACCGCUGAUUAGCUUGAUCGAAGACAAAGAGAAACUGUUCUCUGUGUACCAUACGGUGGCCAAGAACAACCACACUACGUUGGACGACUUGCUGGAUACGGAUACAGUCGACAGUUCCGAGUACGACAAGCAAAUUAUCUCGAUCACAACCGAUGCCAACUACCUGUCGACGAUGGGCAACUCCGUGGAAGAAGUGGAUAUGGUUUCGGGCAUCGAAGGGGCAUCGGCUCUUCCUCUACGGAGUGUUAUGAACGACUACACAGCGGUUCCAGUGGAAAUGGAAUCCACUCAAAUGGUGCAUAAUUCUACCGAACCGGAACCGAACGGUAUGUUCAGUUUGGAGCACGUGUUGAACUAUCUGUUCCGCGAAGAGGAACCCCAAAAUGACAACGGAGUCAGGAACACAACGUCCACAACACCAGGGAUGAUGGAUGGAGUUCCCCCAUUCAAGACAAUUCCGACUCAUUUGGGAAGCGUUUACAGUCCGCCUACCAGUAUCGAAGCCUCCCUAGGAGAAGUACAACAUCACGAGGAAGACGACGAACAGCAUGACGGAACAGUGACACUGAAAAUAGAAAACGUUCAAAAUGGAACCGAGGAUCUUUAUCGACCCUCGUUGAUGGAUCUUCCGUUCUUAAAUCCGAAUUUCCACUCUCCAAGUGGAACUGAAGCACAGGAUGGUGCCGAGCUGAAGAACGACAUCGAUCGGUUCGGCUAUGAUCCGGACGUUGAGCACUACCAAGUGAUAUCGGAUGGACCUCCGAACACGAUACCCAAUACCGAGAACUACGUGGUCAACCCAGUGGAUAUCAACAAGCUGAAGCAGCACCACUCCGAGGGAACGGCGGAAAUUACGAUGAAGUCGAAGGUGUACAGCUUAAAGGAUACCGUUGGUAUUCUGAAACUGGCCGGAUGUAACAUCUACGGUCGGAUGUACAGGGUUGGUAGGAUAAUUUCCGAACUGUCCGGACCAUGUCUGGAGUGUAAAUGUACCGAUGUGGGAGUACACUGUACGCCAUUGAACUGUUAAACGGGGUGGAUGAGUGAAUUGUUGGAUGUAUGAGUGUGCGUAUGCUGGUAUGAGUUUUUGUGAUUAUCGUGAUAUUAUCGUAGUUUUUUAAGUUAUUCCGUAAAUCUCAACGAAUGUAGAUCAUCGACAAGAGAUACGAGUUGAUUGCAUAGAGCGAACGUGACACUAACCGUACUUAAAUUAUAGUAGAACUAUUAAUAAGCUUAUGCAAGCUUUAGGAUAAGUAUUGACGAAAUGAUUCGUUCUGAGUCAAAUUUUGUAGAAUGUAAUUAGCGGAAAUAUCAACCAGAUUUAAAAUAGCCAACUGUCUUAGUUUUUGGAUUGCACUUGUGUACCCAGUCGAAAAAAAGAUGGAGAUUAUUGCCAUUUAAAUUUAAAAUAAACAAAUUCAAAAUUAAGAAAUAGAUCAAACAUUAUGCAAGACAGAAGUGCCUCAUGACUCACGAAUAAACCAUCAAGCUCUGGAAGGGUUUCUCUAUAAAUGAGAACAGGCUAACCACGAGCUUCAUAAACUAAUCAAUUCCGAAUUUGCUUCAAUUUAGGGAUAUUUUCUUUUUAAGAUUCUUAGCCGGCUUAAGUGAAAUAAAUAAUUACUGUGUAAGUGAAACGACUCGAAACCAGUUAAAUAAAGCUUUCAAAUAUU
Molecule: messenger RNA, 6067 nt
Organism: Armigeres subalbatus
Lineage: Eukaryota; Metazoa; Arthropoda; Insecta; Diptera; Culicidae
Exons: 6
Coding region: 667-5424 (1585 amino acids)
Cellular component (GO): extracellular region
Molecular function (GO): protein binding
Source: RefSeq, a predicted model, not a curated record